Haliotis rufescens (red abalone) is the source of this 4564-nucleotide messenger RNA. RefSeq lists its product as uncharacterized. The transcript has 25 exons. Gene Ontology annotation, molecular function: transmembrane receptor protein tyrosine kinase activity; protein binding; ATP binding. Gene Ontology annotation, biological process: protein phosphorylation; positive regulation of kinase activity; multicellular organism development. Gene Ontology annotation, cellular component: signaling receptor complex. NCBI's taxonomy places the organism in Eukaryota, Metazoa, Mollusca, Gastropoda, Lepetellida, Haliotidae. The record is from RefSeq and is a predicted model, not a curated record. Bases 841 to 4365 code for a protein of 1174 amino acids.
ACUAAUGUCAAAGGCCGUCGCAUCCGCCAUCGGCUGGCCAUGGCGGAGCACGUUUCAUCACCACACCCAAGCGUGCUCGCUCCGUCUUGUCGCAUCUCUAUCGAUGGAGACGACGAUUAUGCACAUGCAUCUGGAGAAAAUGUCACCUGCUUUGGCCGCUCCCUGGUGCACGUUGCAAGUCUUUCCGUGGCGAAGAAGCAGGCAGCGUCAUUCUUACCCUCACCAAAGAUGGCUCUGCGGUCGCCGACACAAUCUCCUGACACAACUUACCACAGCCCCUGAUAAUCUCUUCCUUAAGGAACAUUGUGAAAGACCUGCUGACCCGAUGUCACACAACCACGGCCCUCUCCCCCCUGGCUCCCACUCCCAAGGAAACAGUGCAUUGUCUCAUCAUUUUGUAUCUUUAAAAUCUCUUCUUUUUUCUAAACACGUAACCUUAAAGUUAAUAAUGAUGCCGGCUCUAGUCAUUCGUGUUACAAGUUCAUUGUAUCCAUGGUAACAGUACUGUACUUUUUCUAGUAUUCUGAACGAGGAAAAAUCACAUAUAAACACCUUAUUCAUAAAUUUCCAUUAAAUUCAAUUUGUAGUUUAUUUCUAUGAUAUGAGGACAUUAACGUUUGCAUAGUAAUUAUGGUUUAUCUUGCUUCCUUUGGCUGUCAAUUAGUUGUGUUCAUUGUGUUGGACAUUGUUGCAGACCCAGAUCAUCAUCGUUGUUCAUCCACCGAUAUCACCUCCUGACACAGACUCCUGACACAGCCUCUUGACGCAUCCUCCAGACACAUCCUUCUGACACAACCUUCUGACACAGCCUCCUCGCAGCCCAUUGAUAUUCACCUCUAGAUGGAAGAUUGUUUAAGUUGCUGUGCUCACGCAUUGGUACACCAACCCAUUUACACUACAGUGUACAAGUGUUGUCCCGGGUGGAGGGACGAUGGAGAUGAAAACUGCAAUAUCGCAAUCUGCUACCCUGGGUGCAGUAAUGGAGGUACAUGCACGUCCCCAGGAAGGUGCAGCUGCAGGAGCGGAUAUACUGGAGCGACAUGCACUGGACUCGACUGUAAUAAUGAGCGACCAUGCUAUCCAGGAGAAUGCCAAGGAAAUGGUGCUGCGGUUGUCUGCAACUGUAUGGAUGACUUCGAUGGAACGUUUUGCAUACGUCUAAAGGAGACCCAGGUACCUGAGGUCACACAGAUACGGGCACAGUUUUCAUACAUGGAAGAUGACGGUCAGAUGAGCAAGGACAUCUAUAGCCUCAUAGCAGAUGGCACGGAGGAGAAGGAAAAGGUCAUCGUAUGGACAAAUCGCCAACAACUGAACAAGCUGAACGUGACGGCCAGUGCUAUGUUUAAAGGCAGAGAUCUGCCAUAUCCCCCUGCUUAUAUCCCCGAAGCUAAGACUGGAAUUGCGAGAGCAUUUUUCAAAUUGAGUGGCCCUGAUAUAUCCUCACAAGACAAGGAACACCAGUGUGAUGAUACGGUUGGCUCCGAAAACCCCAAGGAAACUGUCACCUGUACCUUUACUACAAAUUACACUAAUCCUUUGACAGAUGGUGACAAGUUGACCUUGACCUUCCGAGUUUCAAGUGGUGGCUUCCGGAAGCUAGUCGGAACAGGUACUACAGCCACACAACACUAUACCGGAGAGGAUGCUGUCAGCACUGUAGCCUUCCACGUUGACACGGGUGAACCGGUGUACAACAGCCCCAGUGAUGCUUUUCAGAUUCACCCAGAAUUCACAAAUAUGCCAGUCACCAUGAAGUGGGAAGGGUGGACCGAUGCUAAAUCUGGAAUGGACAAAUACACAUGGGAAGCCUUCAAACUUGAACCCACUGGGAACGGAAGCUUGACGGAAGUAGACAAACUGAGACCUGUUGUUCACAGACAAGUUGACCACACCGAUCCCAUCUCCAACCCUCUUCCCUAUGCCCCCACAAGACCAGGGAUGUACUCCUUCGUCCUUGAAGCCGUGGACAAGGCCAAUAACUCUGUAUACAUGAGAAGGUUUGCACUGUACGACAAAGAGUCAGAAGUGACCACUGAUCCAAACCAUGCCCUGUUCAUAUCAUCUGCCGUACAAGACCAGGGCUUCCAGUGGAUGACCGAUGCCUCCAAGCCACUAGUGAUCAACUGGCAAAACCAUUUUCUCAAUUAUGUCCAUGAAAGUGGUAAAUUCCUCAACAACAUCCUCCCCUUCAAGGUAAAGGUUGUAGAAAAUCCACCAAUCUACAAGGAAGUGACGUAUGAAAAUGAUGAUCAUUAUGGCAGAAGAACCAUAGCAGCUAUCCCCAAUGUACGUGGCAUUGUGAGGUUUGAGUGGACACAUGCUGUUAAUAAGACAGGGGGUAGCACACAAGCCACACCUCCCAACUGGGAUGAGAUCCCUGGUCUGAACACUACAAUGCAAAAAGAACUUGACAACGUUACCAGCGGGAGCACCGUUACUGUGUGGAUAAGGGCCAGGGACGUUGUCGACAACAAGAAAGUGGACUUCACAAGAGUAACCUAUGACUUGACUGAACCACAGUUCAGCAAAAUGACAUUCCAUCAAAACGAACUAUCAACCAUCCCUUUCAGCUCAGGGUUAGAGGUGACAAUGAAAGACCAGGAGAGCGGGAUUGAUCACCUUGCAGUCAAAGUCACAGAGAUUGGUGACGGCCAUUUAAUGACCCACAAGAACUUGACGAUUGCUUCUAUUCUGCCGCACAAAUGCACGGACAGAGUACAUGACUGCUACUGCCCUAACGCCCUGAACGUGUGUUACAAACGAGUGUACAAACUGUUCAUCAGCAACUGCUGGCUGAUGGUGGCCAAGGACGCCCUCGAGACUGCCCAUGUUCAGAUGGAGGUGGGCGUGGUCAACAGGGCGGGGUUGACGACACGCAGGGUGCACCCGAUAAGGAAUCUCAUGCAGCUCAACGGAACAGAAGCAUUCUUCGGCCUUGAGAAUGUGAAAACAGAGAGGGUGAGGGACACAACGGUGCGUGUUACCUGGGACCACGCCCCAAGCUGUUACGAGAGGACCGCCAUCUUGGUCAGCUACGAGUGGGACUCGGGAGCGUCUGAUCCUGUGCAGGUCUUCAAAGACGCUAAAUCUUACGACAUCGUAGGCCUUGAGCCCGGCACCAAAUACAGAGUCUCUGUAACAGCAGAGUAUGGAGACAUUAAGAGUGUACCAAAAUCAUCAUAUUUCACCACAUCGGAUCUGUCAGGCAUUGGUGCAGGCGCUGUAGCAGGAAUUGUUAUAGCGCUUCUCCUCAUACUUGUUGCGCUGGGAGCUGUGUUCCUGCUGUGGAGGACCGGCAGGCUGGCGGUGCUCAUCAAGCAACGUGAGAACAGACAAAGUCGACGUGAAGGAAACGUGACUGGGAGGAUCACCAACAAUCUUGGAACUUCAAAAAAUAGAGGAGGAGUUUUGUCCUAUCAGAACAAUGCAUACGACGACGAAGACAUCUACCUCUACGGCGGCAUGACGUUCGCCACGGCUCAGACAUGGCACAUAUCCAUGGAAGACCUAACCUUAAAGGACAAGCUUCACACUGGAAGAUUUGCACAAAUGUAUAAAGCUUCUCACAAAUCCGGAAAAACAGCGAGCGAAGUGGCAGCAAAGGUUAUCAGAGAUACACCAGAUGAAGAAAACAAGUUGUUGAUGAUGGCCAAGAUCAACUUUGCUGCAACACAGGUCGGAGAACAUCGCAACGUGCUGAGAUUUCUUGGCGCUGUUGUCAACAACGAUGCACUCGGCCCAAUGAUGGUCUUAGAGUACUGUGAAAAUGGUCAGCUGGACACGUGGCUCAAGGACAAUCGGGACAAAGUGGACAUGGACGUUCUGGAGAGGAUUCAGAUGUUUGUCUUGGGUGUUGCCAGAGGAAUGGAAUUUCUGGCCAAUAAAGAGAUUGUUCACCGAAAACUGGCUGCUCGGAACUGCCUGGUAACAUUUUUAUACGAGGUGAAGAUCAGUGGAUUUGGGCCGAGCUGCAUGGACGACACCAACGACGAUGACAACACCAACAAUGCAAAAGCGGAUCGAAUCCCUGUGAAGUGGACGGCUCCAGAGUGUCUUCAGUCUCUGAAGGAAGCCAACGAGAAGAGUGACAUCUGGUCCUUUGGCAUCACUAUGUGGGAGAUACUUAGCAUGGGUCAGACGCCAUAUCCUGACAUUCGAAGCAGAGAUCUACCUGCCAAAAUCAGGAACGGUUACAGACUCCCCAGACCUGAGUAUGCUGAAGACAUCCACUACAACAUGAUGGGCAGUUGUUGGGAGAAGAAUCCUCAAUCAAGACCUACCUUUGUAAAAAUUGUGCAGAAACUGGAGGUGUCCUUCGGCUUAAGACCUACCUCUGAAGCUGUGUAUUAUUACUGCAAAUAGCUGUCAAGUCACCAAGUUUAGAACGUGAUAGAAGUGUCUGUGUUUCAAGUACAUAAUAAGAAAUGAUCAGCACAUAAUGUAUAGUAUCAGUCAGUCAGAGAACGUGAUUUCAACGAUGAGUUGUUGUUUUCAUAGAGCUUUUAUAACCUAAAGUAUUUAAAAAAUGUCCAUAGUUUUGACUUUGUGUAUGUUAAAACAU